Molecule: messenger RNA, 1818 nt
Organism: Lindgomyces ingoldianus
Lineage: Eukaryota; Fungi; Ascomycota; Dothideomycetes; Pleosporales; Lindgomycetaceae
Exons: 13
Coding region: 358-1818 (486 amino acids)
Source: RefSeq, a predicted model, not a curated record
AUACCGAAGAAGCAACAGGCGAUUGAUAGGAAAUGCCCACGUGAUAUGAACAUAAGGCAAUUGAGAAAAGAGGUAUAAACAAAGAUGCCGUAGGAGCAUGGUAAUACAAAGGCAGACUUAUUGAUUACCUUCAGAUCCAGAUUCGGAAACUCAUCCCUGAUUUCAUUCAUCAUCUUUUCCGACGACUUUUGGGGCCAAGGAAGCACGCAAAGAAGCAGCUCCUUUGAGUCUCCCCGCGACGGAACUUCUGGACCGCCUCCCAUUGCGACCAUAGCGGACAAAUGCUUGUGACGGGACUGGUAUCAAUUGAAGUGAAGCUUCAGAGUGAGACCGGAGUUUGCUGUAACAUAGAUUGUGAUGGAAGCGAUGGUGAAUUCCGACUAUCAACUUCAUGUCAAGGUUGAAAUUGAGAAGAUUACCAAUCAGGCGGUUUGCGACGGACUUUGCGACAUGUCCUCUGCGAGUAGCUUUGUGUCUGCGAUAUUUGCAAAAGCAAACGUUCUCUCAAAUCUAAUAUUGUCAUGGCAUUCAUCAAUUGAAGUGGGGGAUCAUAGCGUCUCAACUGCCGGUCGCACCAUGGGCCCUUGGUUCAAUAAACAACCUGCGACCGCAACAGAAUGCCGACAGCCAGUCGUGUUUCAGGAUGGUGGGAGACUCCGUGGUGGUCAAAAUUUGCAGAGAACGGUCGCAAAAGAAAGCAUGAACACCUCCCCGAUUCGAUCGGCUCUUGACCUCUGUCCAACUGGGGAUGCGCCUCACUGCUCCAAAAAAGUAUUUGAGUUCUUCUACUGGAGAAGUUUGUCCAUUUUGCAUCACCAUGACGCCUCGACCCGGCGCCCAACGCAAGGAUUUCCUUCGGCUGCUGACGCUCAUCCCCGUCUUUCAAGUGUUCUGAUCGUAGGUCUUCUCCACUGCAUGAACCUCAUCUCUGAAGGAUCAAAAAUGCCCUCAAGUCUCCUUGCGCCUGCAAAUUCUUUCUCACUUAUCGAUCAUGCUACACGCGAUUUCACCACUUCACUCUCGAAUGAAACUCCAAGUCUCUAUCACAUCGCAUUAGGGCAGGGCGUACAAAGUUUGAAGUACCACAAAGGGCUUGUUCGGAAGAUGCUUGCACACACCCCUCGCCGCUCACUAACAUUUCACAUAUCAACAAAUCAUAUCUUAACAGAGCUUGUUAUUAACCGGUGGUCUGCUCAGUGCACAUCACCCCAGACAUUCCCCUUGUCUCGUCCCAGCUCCAAGACAACGAGCUCCUUUGCCGAACCUCUUCCCCACCGAAAACCAGUCGGGAACCCGAAAAUAGCCUUUCCCGCGGCAAUGUUGCCGCAUGCAGUUACCAAUAGGCAGAGCGUGCUUCUGGGUUUCAACCGCGAAAAGGCCUUCCCUCUGAUUCUGGAAGGCCGCCGUUGCGCGCCAUCACCCCUCUGGGGUAGUUACGAUGCAAUUCCUUUGACCAGGGCAUUGGAAGAUUCGGCCAUGGAUCUCGCAGAGAAAGGACUCCCCAUCCGAGCUCCCCCAAAUCAGAAUCUCUUCGAGGUCUUUGCGCCUCGUCGCCUAACUCCCAAUCGCCAACCGUCGUCAUUUGUACCUGACCCUCCCGCGCUGACUGGGAGAACCGGGUGCUCUAAUUCCAUCCUCUGCCCUGCCAAGCCCGCCAUAUCAGCUGCAUUUAUCCAAAGUAUUUCUCUAACCCUAGCCCUUGAUGAGGCUGGCUCCCAACAAAACCCGAAGCGAGUCUUCGUUGCAAGCGAUUUUGUUUCAGAAUUCUUUGAAUUUUUUUGGCAAGCGAAGCUCACGGUGGGGCCCUCGCGUGGCUGA